AUGGAUACAUCAGACUCAAGCAUCAUUGAUCUUUCUAAAGAAUGGAAGAUGAAGGCUGAUGAGACAAUUAAGGCAACUAUUGAAGAAAUAAAUAAAGGAACUGAAAAUUAUUCUCAAACACAACAAUUGAGAUCUGAUGUAGCACAAAUACAACAACAGACUACAAAACACCAAGCAACACUGGCAGCAGCAGCUCAGGAAGGCGAAGAAAAUGAAAAAGAUCGUCAAGAAUGGGCUAAAAAUCAAAUCUCUGAAUUAAACGAUCAAACAAAACAAGAGUUAGAAUCUAUUGAAGCACUUAGAGCGAAGCAACAAGCAUAUUAUCAGUCACAACUUGCCGGCAAAAACAAAAUUUGGGAAAAAUGUUUACAAGAAAGAAGAGAAGAAGCAUCUAGACUUCGUGCUAUGAUUGAACAAUUAAAUUCAGAUAUUAAUGUAGCUAGAAAUGAGGCAAAGUCUGAUAUUGAAGCUGCUAAAAAACGCGCAAAAGAAAGUGCAAAAAUUAUACGCGCAAACCGCGAAAAACAGAUCCAAACUAUUGCUGACCUUACUAACCAGAUCCAAAAAGAGAGAAAUUCUCAUGCCCCAAACUUAAAACAAACAACAGCUCAAGCAAAUCAAAAUCUUGCCCAAAAGAAAGAACAAUUAUCAAGAUUAGAGCAGAAUUUAUUAACACUUAAAUCAAAAUUACGCGAAAAAGAGAGCAAUAAUUCAAACAAAUUUAGAUACAGCGUUCGUACAAUUAAAGAUUUACGUGCACAGCUUCAAGUUCAGAAGGAUGCAGAAAAACAGAAACAACAAGAAUUAAUGAACAUGAGAAAGAUGUGUGCAAGUGUUUCUAGAAAGAUUUCUGCAUAUAAAGAUGAGGCAGCUUCUUUAAAGCGCCAACUUGCUAUGAUGACAAAGGAUAAUGAAGAAUUACAAAGUGAAAUAGUUAAAUUAGAAAGGCAAAUGUUCCCACAAGUUUUUAAACCUCUCCAAUAA
Messenger RNA from Trichomonas vaginalis G3, 984 nucleotides. RefSeq lists its product as uncharacterized. The transcript has a single exon. NCBI's taxonomy places the organism in Eukaryota, Parabasalia, Trichomonadida, Trichomonadidae. The record is from RefSeq and is a predicted model, not a curated record. Bases 1 to 984 code for a protein of 327 amino acids.